Molecule: messenger RNA, 10943 nt
Organism: Notolabrus celidotus (New Zealand spotty)
Lineage: Eukaryota; Metazoa; Chordata; Actinopteri; Labriformes; Labridae
Product: myomegalin-like
Exons: 41
Coding region: 812-8155 (2447 amino acids)
Cellular component (GO): nucleus
Molecular function (GO): zinc ion binding
Source: RefSeq, a predicted model, not a curated record
GUCUCGAUGAGGCAUCCACAUCGUUAUCAGCCCGGAGGAUCUCCGACCGUACGAAGGACCGAACCCGGUGAGCGCGUCAGGCUCUCGAGCAGUCGGUAUCGGCUCUGAAAUGAAUGAAGAGUCGCUUCUCCGGACACAGACACCGGGUACAGACUUCGAGGACCAUCCCAGGACGCAUGUUACGGCUGUGUGUCAGUGCGAAGGACAGCGCGUAAUUACCUCCCCCUUGGUCAGGACGGACCUGACAGCAAGCUGUGCGGCUUGUGUGUCGUUUGCUGCCGAUUGAUGGUGCAGAGGCGCGUCCGGUGCUGUUGGGAAAUGCGAAGCAAUGGUUUGGUGACGACGGAGGACUGAUGAAUACUGCAUCUGAUAGAUGAUACGUGUCCGUGACUUCGGAGUGGGAGUGUGCGCCAUAUUCCCGCAGCACCUGUGCCUCCAGCAAAUGAAUGAAGACCCUGCGCUGAUACCUUUCAUUGAUCGUCACAGUAUAUAUUUAUCUCUUUUUGCCUCAUUGUUUUCAUUCCCUGCCAAGAGCCACAUAUGCAGCCAACCUCAACAAGCAUGUGCGAUUUCUCCUUUGUGUCUACCUCAUUUCUCAUUGAAUUUGGUGCCAUUGCAAAAACUGAUUUCAUGGGAAGCUUUACCACAUAAAGGAUGAAAAAGACUUUUAGUUUGCUUUAAAGAAACAUUUUUACUCAGCUUUAACCUCAUGUGUUUUUGUUUACAUGUGAUCAAAUCUAUCACAAGACUCCAGGUGUUUUAGUGUAAAGAGAACAUUCCCCCCCCUCCUCGAAAACCAUUAGCUUGUGGAAUGCUUGAUCUCAAGAUGAAGGAGACGUGUCGCAUCUGUGGACGGGAGCUCUGUGGUAACCAGCGGCGAUGGAUCUUCCACCCCACCGCCAAACUCAACCUGCAGGUUCUGCUGUCUCACGCCCUCGGACAAGAGCUUGCCCGGGAUGGAAGAGGAGAGUUUGCCUGCUCCAAAUGCACCUUCAUGUUGGACCGCAUGUAUCGUUUUGACACAGUGAUCGCCCGGGUUGAGGCCCUGUCCAUCGAGAGGCUGCAGCGUCUCCUGCAGGAGAAACAUCGGCUGAGGCACUGCAUUGGAGGUCUCUACCGUAAAACUAAUUCAGAGGAAGGUGUUGUUACAAUCAGUGGAGGUACUGAGGGACCAGGAGACGGGAUGGUGGAUAUUUCAGGUCUCACUCAUGCAAAGUACUGCGCCCUGCUUCAGGAUGACCUGGUCUACUCUUUGUAUGAGUCCUGGGCUGAGGAAGGCCUGGACUGUCACCACCACCAUCCUCAGUGCUCUGCAGGUCCAGGUCCAGGGUCAGAGGCCACAGCUGCAGGCUCACAUCGAUGCAUUUCCAGCACCCCCAGAAAGUGUAGGGGAUGUUCGCACUGGCGAGUGGCAGACUCGGAUUAUGAAGCUGUCUGUAAGGUCCCAAGAAAGGUGGCACGCAGUAUUUCCUGCGGGCCGUCAACCAGAUACUCGGCCAGUGUUGUGGGAGGGAGUGUGGCAGGAGGCACAGGGGAAAGCAAACAUGUAGAAGAUUCAGAAGAAGCCCCUUCCUCUCUGACUCUGGUCCCUGGUUCUCAGGACACCUCCAGGACUUUGGACAGUGAUCGCACCCUGGCUGGACGAGCCAGCUCCAGCCCCUCCAUAGCAUCCUUAGAGACAACUGAGGAGUAUAUCCACCCUGGAGCAUUAACAGAUGGACUCCUCACCUCCCCAAGAGACCCGAUGGAUGAUCAGUUAUACGACUCUCUCUCUGAGGAGCACAUGGGAGCCUCACAUGGACCAGUCUCACCUGGACCCAGCCUCUCUCUGGCGCUGUGUUUGCUGCAGAGCUACACUGUCUACAGGCCGGUUCCGAGCUCAAAGGGUAGCAAGCUGCCGGUCCUCCUCAGACGGAGCGCCAGCAAUGGAGGCAUGAGGCUGGAACUCCCUGAUCCUGUUCUCAGACUCUCUUACAGUACUCCAGACGGAGAACGAGACAACCACAUAAGAACACCUGAGCUGGAGACUCCUCUGAUCCAGUUCAAUGAUCAGGAUCUGAACUUUGCUGACAUAAAAGCAUUAAUGGAAGAUCUGUAUAAAGAGUAUCCUCGCCCACGUCCUCACCAGAGCCUUGUUGAGGAGCAGCAAAGCCAGCUGAACCAGUAUGAGUGUGCGGCCGGUCAGUGUGUCAGCGAGCUGCAGAAGGCCCAGCUCCAGGUCCAGUCCCUGCAGGCCAAGAUUCACGAGAGUGAGGCCAAUAAUAUGAAACUUCAAGAGAAGCUGAACGAGAUGGAGUGUGAGCUGCGUUCAAUCCGUCAGGCGGCUCAAAGUCAAGAAAGAACCAUUCAGGGUCUCAGUGAGUCCAUCGGCACCAAAGACAAUGAGGCCCAGGAGCUGUAUCAGAUGAUUGAAGGGCAGAACAGUACGCUGUGUAAGCUGAGAGAGAUGGUCCAUCGCAACCAGCUCUCUCAAUGCAAGGCUCCAGAGGGGGCCAGUGAGUCCUUGACGCUCGCUCAGCUGCAGGGCGAGCUAGUGGGAGUGCAGAGCUCUCUGUUCUCCCUCGGCUUGGAACUGGAGGCCAGCCAGAGGAGCCUUAGACAGAGCCAGAGACAAGGAGAGGACCUGGGAAGGUUCAAGGACCGACUCAAUUCUGACCUGCAGGAUGCUCUGCAGCACAGGGAGGUCACUGAGAAACACAACCAGGACCUGCGCAGCGCCCUACAGAAAACUCGCUCUGAGCUGCAGGCUAAAGAAGCAGCUCUGAAGGAGAGCGAGGCGGAGAGACACGCUGUGGUCCAGGAAAAAGAGAGGAGCAUCACUCAGCUCAAACACUCUCUGCAGGACAAGGAGCAACAGUUACAGGAGUACUCAGAGAUGCUGGACUCAGAAGGAAGCUCCAAACCAAGAGAUGCUCUACUGGAGAAACUAAAAGAGCGAAUCAAAGAUCGAGACAGAGCUCUGGAGCGCUCCAUCGAUGACAAGUUUCGCUGUGUGGAGGAGCGCGAGGAGCAAGUAAGGAGGCUGCAGCUGGCCCUCAGGGAGAAAGAGCGAGACCUGGAGAGACUACGCUGCAUCUUGUCCAACAAUGAGGAGACCAUAACGAGUCUGGAUGGCCUGGUGCGCAGUAAAGAGCUGGAGCUUGAGCAGGCAGCUGAGGCCUACAGGAACCUGCAGUGGCUGAAGCAGCAGAGUGAAGAGAAGGAGAGGAACACUCUGAGAGAGAAAGUCACCAUCAUCAGUCAGCUACAGGCGACCCUGCAGGCACGCAGCCAGGAGACACAGGAUCUGACGGCGGCACUUGCUGCCAGAGUUCAGGCUGGUCCCUCUGAGAUUAUAGAGGAGUUGAAGGCUCGGUUGGCACUGAAGGAGAAACUCUUUGAAGAGCUGUUGUCAGAUCGCAGCCGUCAGUCCAAUGAACACCAGGCACAGGUUCAGGACAUGCUAAAUACUCUGGCCUCCAAAGACCAGUACCUGCAGGAUUACUCCUACAGGCUUUCUGUCGUGAUCAGCGAGCAGACGAGUCAGCUGCAGGAGCUGCGCAGACAGCUGUCGUUAAGAGAGCAGGAGCUGUGCACGCUGAAACGAGACAAGGAGAGGGAGAUGGUAGGAGGAGAGACAGAGCAUCUGAGGAGUCUGCUCAAAGAGAAAGAAGCCUUUAUCAAGGAGCUGAUGCAGGGUCAGGAGGAGGCGAUGCAGCCAUCCUUUAAAGAGAGUGAGGAAGAGAUGAAGGCCCUUCAGGAGGAGCUGCAGCUGGUGCUGAAGAAGGAGAGGGAUGCUCAGAGGGAGCUCUCUGCUCUGCGUCUGUCUUUGUCUCACCAGGAAGCUACAAAAGCAGACAGCUCUGAUCAUCAAUGUGUGCUGGAGCAGCUUGUUUCAGAGUACAAUAAGCUGAACGAUGCCCUAAGGGUGGAGAAGAGAUUAUACCAGAAUCUAGCACACGUUCAGACAAAGAGUGACAGCUCAGAGAAGAUCCAGGCCCUGCACACUGAGCUGGACUCAGUUCAGGCACUCCGCAGACAGCUGGAGGAGGUGCUGGGCAGGACUCGAAACACGGCUUUGCUGAUGGAGCGGGCAGCCAAAAGGCAGCCCGACUUUGGAGAGCUCAGCACAGAGGAGGAAGAGGAGGAGGAGGGGGAGGGAGACAAUGAAGACGGCAGCAGUGACGAGUUCACAGACAGCAUCGAGGAGGAUGAUAAAGUGACGGCCAGAAGUUUACAGUCGCAUGGGCCUGUGUGUGUGACCAGAGCAGCAGCAAGAGAGGAAGUGUUCCAGAGAGCUGAUGUACAGCAACUUGAGGAAGAAAAGAGGACACUAGAAAGCCAGCUCGAAGAAAUGAAGAUCCAGCUAGAGAGGGAUGGAUACAGCUCUGUGGCUCAGAUGAGGAAUGCCCUGCAGAGGUUGCAGCAGGAGAAUCAGGCUCUGAAGAAAAACAGAGGGAGAGCCACAUUUGAGAAGAGUUAUCAGAGUCAGAACCAUGACGAGGAAGAAGAGGAGGAGGAGGAUGGUUUUGAGGAGGAUGAGUAUGAAGAGGAGGAAACAUCUCCAAUGCCGUUGGGGAAGCGAGGUCCUCCGUGUGUCAGUUUGAGUGACGAGCGAGGGAAGAGGCAGUGCACGUCGCAUCAUCACAUCCAGCAGUCACAGACGGACGGGGAGCCGCCUGGUAACAGCAGUGAGGUGGGAGCAAUCUGGCAGGAUAUAGAGCAGGGUGUCCAUGAGCAGGCAGCUCGUCUCCAGUCUGAUCUGGCUCUGAGCCACCAGGAGAACCAAGAGCUGCAGGAGAGACUGAUGGUGUCUGAGGCCACAGUGCACGCUCAGGCCGAACAGCUGAAGGACUACAGAGACCUGCUUACUGAGACAUCUGUCCAGCAGGCAAGCAAGCAGGUGCAGGUGGAUCUCCAGGAUCUGGGUUAUGAGACGUGUGGUCGCAGUGAGAAUGAGGCAGAGAGAGAAGAUGCUAGCAGCCCAGAAUUUGAUGACCUGGAGAUGUGCACGUCGCUCUCUCAUCAGCAGGACUAUGAUGGAGGGGGCGGGAGCUGGUACACUGGGAGCUGCAGCAGUAAAAGAGGUGCUUCUUAUGAGAUGGGGGAUGAGUCAGCAUCUCUGCAGAAUCUGGUCCAGGAUCUGCGCUCACAGCUGACCCGCUGCCACAAGGUGAUCCGUGGGCUGCAGCUCCGAGUCCGCUCCCUGUCCACCACCAGCGACUACGCCUCCAGUUUGGAACGAACACCGCGGAAGGUAAACUGGGCUUUUGAGACAUCACCAGCCCCCAGUGGAGUGGAGGAGGAUGAAGGUUGGAUGUCCGACUCCCAAGGGAUCCGCUCCGGCUCCAAGCCCAGCAGGGAACUCCAAGAACUGAUGGCGAGGGUUGCGUCGCUGGAGGCACAGCUGAAGAGUUCCAGACUAGAGGGCAAAGAUCAAGCAGAGGAGGGGAAGUGCGCAACCUGGCCAGGGAAGUACAACUCUCUGAUCCAGACACAGGCUCGUGAGCUGUCCCACCUGAGGCAGAGGAUGAGAGAGGGGCAGGGAGUCUGUCACAUCCUCACCCAACACCUGGGUGACACCACCAAGGCCUUUGAGGAGCUGCUGCGGGCCAACGACAUCGAUUACUACAUGGGUCAGAGCUUCAGAGAGCAGCUGGCACAGAACUCCGCCCUCGCACAAAGAGUGGUCGCCAAGAUCAGUGGACGUGAACGAGCAGAGAGUCAUGACGACAAAACAGGCCAUGAAUUGCUUGCACUAAGGCUGAGUAAGGAGCUCCAGCACAAAGAUAAAAUCAUUGAGUCACUCCACACCAAGCUGCAGCAGCGUCCAGAGACUCCGUCCAGCUGCCAGGCUCUCUCUGAGACAACCGACCAAUCAGACAGAACCUCACUGGUCUCUGAUGAGUACAGAGCCAAUGACGACUUGGAGCUGUGCUCUGAUUUGGACGCCAGAGAGUUUCAGGAGGAGCAGCGUCUGCGGCAGCAAGGACAUGCAUCAGAGCAAGAGGUCCGUCCAUCUCCCCUUCCUCCUUAUGGUCCCCUCAAGUCCUCCAGCAGCUGUCCCAACAUGCGCUGCUCAGCCCCUGUGGGUUUGACCAGCCAGUCUUCCAGAGCCCUUCUCAGACCACCCGUCACCUUCUCCCUCUCUGUUCCGUGUGGCACUGACGUCUGGGGUAAAGAAAUCACUUCUGACCCCCAGCCCAGGGCCCUGUCUGUGAUCGCUGUUCGUCCUGAGCUGGACACGCUCUACAAACGGAUGAAUGAGCAGAACAGGGGUUUUACAGUUCCUCAUGACCAGACUUUGUACCCUCUCUUGCCUGGAGCCCACAACCAGCAUGACCUCUCCAGCAGCUACAGCCAGCUUUCCCAUCAUGCCUUUCAACAGUAUCCGCUGAGUGGAAUUCCUGAAAAUCACUCGCUGAAGUCUGAUUCAGGUCUGAUGACAGGAGGGACUCUGUGGGACAUGGAGAACGUGGUUCAGCAGGUCGGAAGCUUUUCUGGAUCACCCGGACAUCAGCAGGGAGGCAGCCAUGGAGGAGUGAAUUUAAUAGAGGAGCACCUGCGAGAGGUGAGGUGUCUCCGUCAGCGUCUGGAGGAGUCCAUCAGAACCAAUGAGAGGCUUCGACUGCAGCUUGAAGAGAGACUGGCUACUACUGGGCGUGAAGGAGGGGCACCAACGAACAUCUACAUUCAGGGCCUGGACUCAGUCACCCAGCUGUCCAAUGAGAUCAGAGUCCUGAAGGAGGAAAACUUGAGUCUACAGUCACGUCUGCAGGCCAGCACAGACUCCUGUGAGGAGGUGGUGCAGCUUCGGGAGGCGGUAUUCACAGCACGUGCCCGCCUGAAACAGGCAGAGCUGGAGGCAGAGCAGUGGAAGGAGGAGCUUAGACGACUUCAGGCUCACAGUCAGGAGCAGGGUCAGCAGAUCCACUUGCUGCGGCAGGAGCGACAGAACAGUCAGGAGAAAACCAACAGGCUCCAACAUGAGGUAUCCCUGCUGCAGCAGCAGCUCUGUGAGAGCAGAGAGCUGAUUCACUCCCUGCAGAGUGAACUACAGGUUUAUGACCGGGUGUGCUCCAGCACUAAGGCCAACAAAGGUUACCUGUGUGAGCUGCCCAGUCUGCCAGUGGAGUUGGGGGAGCUGCUCGGUGAGGUAAGGAGUCUGCGAGCGCAGCUGCAAACCAGCGUCCAGGAGAACAGCGCCCUCAAACAGCUGGAACUUCACAAGCAGCUGGAGCAGAAGCUGGGCGCCGUCUCUCCUCGGACUCCCUCCCUCUCCGCCCUGACUGCCAGUCCUCAGAGAGAAAACUUCUACAGGCGGCAGCUGCUGCACGACCCGGCUCCGUCUCCACCCGUCAGGGACAUUGGUCUGUUUAACUGUGGAUCUCCUGGUCCUCCCUACUCAGAUCUGGACGACAGCCAUAGCACUGCCAAUGCAGACCCUCUUGAUCCUCACUCUGAGCUGGAGGGGGAUGCACCUGACGGAUCAUACGCCAACCGCAAUGGACGUCACGCAAUCGGCCAUGUGGAUGACUUCGGCGCUCUUCAACAGCAGAUCCUGGAGGGUUGCAGCCUCGUGCAGCGCAUGGAGAGCACCUUGCAGGCCUGCCUCGGCCCACCACUGCUGGAGGGGGAACAGAAACAGAGCAGUGAGCUGAUCCUGGACUUCAGCUGUGUGAAGAGUCUGCUGUCCAACACAAAGACUUUGAGGCAGAUCCUGGAGGAGGCUUCAUCUCUGCUGAAGAUGUUCUGGAGAGCAGCUCUGCCUAGCACUGAUCCUUCCAUCCACAACUUGAAGAAGGAGCAAUGUAUGCAGGAGGAGAUCUUGUCCCUGAAGCUGCGUGUAUCAGAGCAGGAGGAGGUUCUGAGGGGAACGAUUCAAAGACUGAGGAGCACCAGCCGAAGCAAGGAGAGCAUGGAGCACUUCAUCGUCAACCAGUUGUCGAGGACUCGUGAUGUGCUGAAGAAAGCAAGAACAAACCUAGAGAAGAAUGAGCUGAGACUCUCCUCUCUAAGCUCCUCCUCCUCCUCUCCUUACACUGCGGAGGACUCUGGAGGAGCUGCCAGUGAGAAGCCUGCUGAUUUCAGUUUCCUGAAGACCAGCAGUGCCUCUGGAGCUCCACCCAAUUACCGUCCGGCAGCAAGGAAGCGCAGCAGCCAAUGCCUGCUUUAGACUUUUUUCAAAAGGAACCAGCCUCAACGCCGCCACCUCUGACCUCUUUAGUGAAACAGCCAAGACCCAUUAACCCCUCUCCCACACCAGCCUCUCCUCCUUACCCACCUCACCUUUGCCUUUACCGUCCAGCCAUAAGAGUGCUUUAACACCUUCCCUCGUCCAGGCAACAUGUGCACAGAAUGAUCUGCACCUAUAGCCUUACCAGACUCCUCUCAACCCCCCUUCACUUAUUACCUGCCACUCUCUGCCCCCCUCCCGCUACUUCUAGUGUUGUCUUUGAGUGACACAGCCAGCAGUUUGCCAGGUCAUGUGUGUGACAGAUGAAGGUCUUUGAAACGUGUCUCUGGUGGUUUGAAGCAACGUGUGUCCUACUGAUGGAGCUGGUUGAAGAUGCUACUGAUCUCAGACCAGAUGUGUGGUUUUUGUCAAGUUUUAAGCAAGCUCUAAGUUCUAUUUAAGGGGUUUUAAUACAGAAACAUUAAGAUAAUUGUUCCUUGAAAUAUUUAAAUCCACUCUUAACUAGAGAGAACAUAAAGGAGUUGAAUUAAAAAGACUUAAAACACACAUGUAAGGUCUGUAGCUAAGAGCAUCUUCUUCUGAGAGCCAGACAGCCUGUGGACAGAAACGACGGUCAUGCAUGUUUAAUAGUGGCUUGUGAGAGGAAUUCUGCACACAUGAACACACACAUAUCUAAAGUAUAUAUCUAUACGUGGUCACUCAAAGACAACACAUCCUCAACUUUGACUGCCACAGAAAUGCAAGUUUACUUCUUGUGGCACUUGUAUUAACACUGACAUUUUUUUUUUUUUUGCAAGUGCAAUGCAAAAAAACAGUAACAUCCACAUAAGUAUCACUACACACACCAUGGAGGAAUGUAGAGUAGUUGUGUUCUAGCUAUAUUUGAAUUUAUGGAGGAAGCUUUUGAACGGAAAGCAGAAAAAAAAAGGCAGAAAAAUGUUCCAUUUCAGUGAACGCCUCCUUGUUCUAGGUCUUAAAGGGGCUGGUUUUUUUGGCUUCUUACUACUGAAUUUUGAAAUACUGAUUGAGUCUAAUGCAAAGAGGAGGUCAUUUCAAUGUGCAAGACUUUUAUCAAUGUGAUUUGUUGUGAUUAACAUAAAGAAUGUACCAUGCAUAUGUAAUAAGAGGUUAAAGUGCUGAAAUGGAACAGGCUAAACACGCGUAUUCAAGCUCCUCUCUAGGAGUUCUCACACGAGCAUGUGCAAUAAUGAUGUUGUUUCUUGAAUGAUCAUCCUGCACUGGAUUAUUAUUAUUAUUACUUUGCUUGUCACUGGAUUAUUAUUCACACUCAUACUAACGUGUAGGACACAAUCAGUGUUUUGAUUGUACUUCACUCUGCAGUGUUGAUGCAUGACAGAUAUUAUAAAUGAAAUCUAAGCUAUGGAACAGGUUAGCCAAUACUUGCCAAAGUUUGAACUUUGAACUCUUUACUAUCACUUUGACUUGCCUUAUACAUGCGAAUGACAAACCCUGGUCUGUUCCGACUGAGGGGGAUAUCGAGGCAUCUCUUUUCAGAGAGCCUUAUGAACCACAGAGAUGGUAACCGUUAGACGAACAGAUUCAUGCGACACAAAUGAGCUCCUUUUUUCGGACCAAAACUCAAUAGAGUGGAUUUUUCCCAAAAGGCUGUAUGCUGUUGUCUUGAUAUUAUUUCAAUUGGUACAGGCCGUCUUAGCAUUCCCAUGGAAAUGGCAAUUUAGGUUCUUAAGUUCUCAUAGUUGAUGCAAACUUUGGCAGGCUACUGGUGGGAUCAUUGUUCUUUUAUUAAGCUCCACAUUUAGUUUGAAAGGUUUCCUUGCUGUACAUACGCCAUUUGAUGCUGUAAAUAAUCUGCUUUUUCAGUAUGAACUUGAAAUGUGAGUGUGUGUGCGCAUGUGUGUGUGUGCAUUUGUGUGUGUGUGUGUAAAACCAUCCAACAUUUGCUUAUUGCAAAGUUGAUUUUCUGGGUAGCUGUGCAAUAGCUUUCUAUCUUUAUUUUGAUGUUAAACAUCACAGUGUUAUGAGUAUGUUUGCCACAUUCACUUCAUGCAGUGUGAUUUAAAUGCAGUGUAUGUUGGAGGAUUGUUUCACUUUGAAAUGAAUUAGUCACAUGGGCUGUCUGAUAAGAAAUCACAAACUAUGCCUUCAUUAUAUCUAAGCCACUGAUCACAUUAUCAUCCCCCUAUAACAAAGCUCUGAUAAAUGUUGCUUCGCUUGCCUUUGAAUUAGCUCGAGAGCCUCUUCUCUGGGCUCUCUUGGUAGAAAUGGCCUUGAGCUAGCGCUUGCCUACCUGAGAUCUGCCAAAUUAGGUUUUGUUUGCGCUCGGGUCUUCUGAAGAGACAGAAGUUGCCAAGUAUUUCAAAAGAUGUGAAAAGUUUGAUAUUGCCUUUAAAAUAAAAGUUGGUAAAGGGAAACGUUUUGAAGAAUUGUCUACUGUAAAAACAAAGCCAGCGACUGGAGAGAUUGUGGAACUUUGGAUAACAAAGCACCUUGAUGGAGCGUAAACAAAGCCUUUUUGCAUUUUGUUAUUAAGAAGGGAAUCAAACGGCAGUUUGAAACAAUGUACUGAUGAACCUGAGUUGCAUUUGUAUAUAGUGCUCUUUGAUUGGUGCAGCUUUGAUGUGUUUUGAAAGCAGUUUUUCUCCGAGUUUGUGCGUAAUGAACUAGAAAGCCGAUGCAGGACUUGUAUAAAUCCUGUCUCUGAGGACACCAAACAGUUUGCUGUAUUGGCAGAAGUAUUAUCAAUGAAAGAUUUGAGGAAAGAAUGAAUAAAACACCUUAGAAACUU